This is a messenger RNA of Mycosarcoma maydis (corn smut), 1119 nucleotides long. RefSeq lists its product as uncharacterized. Gene Ontology annotation, molecular function: aldose reductase (NADPH) activity. Lineage: Eukaryota; Fungi; Basidiomycota; Ustilaginomycetes; Ustilaginales. Gene Ontology annotation, cellular component: cytosol. The record is from RefSeq and is a predicted model, not a curated record. The transcript has a single exon. The coding region runs from base 1 to 1119 and encodes 372 amino acids.
AUGGCGAGUCACGCAUCAGCGUCAGCGUCAGCAUCAGCGUCAGCAUCGACACAUGCGGUGGGUGCAGUAGACGCUGGGUUACCGUCGGGGCGCUCACGCCUAGCGCACAUGCCAGCGCUGCUCUACGGUACGGCGUGGAAGGGCGACUACACAUGCGAUCUGGUCAUCCUGGCGCUCUCUCACGGCUUUCGAGGCAUCGACACCGCCGGUCAACGCAAACACUACCGCGAAGACCAUGUAGGCCAAGCGCUCGCCACGGCACAGUCCGAGAUGCAGCUCGAUCGACGCGAUGUAUGGGUGCAGUCCAAAUUCACGCCUCGUUCAGGCCAGGAUUGGACACAUCCAGAGCUCAUCCCUUUCGACGAGGACGAGGAUGUAUCGGUCCAGGUGCGCAAGAGCUUUGCGGCGAGUCUGAGGAACCUGCAUCCGUGGCUGCAGUUUGAACCGCUCGAAAGCGUUGCAGCCAAGAUUGUCCAGAACCACAACGACCACAGCAUCAGCGCUGACAAUCUCGAUGCCGGGGUCGAAUACGGCGAUAAGAACGCCGAAGCGUAUCUGGACAGCUACGUGCUUCACUCUCCACUCACCACGUUGGACCGCACGUUGAAGGUGUGGGCGACAAUGGAGUCGUUUGUCCAGCUAGGUCUCGUGCGUCAGAUUGGGUUGAGCAACGUGUAUGAUCCCGACAUUUUCCAAGCGAUUGCGCGGACCACGCGGAUUGCGCCGAGCAUAGUGCAAAACCGCUGGCACUACACCACAGGCCACGACGUAGCGCUCCUCUCGCUCCUCUCGCCGACCCUCAGCCCGAACGACUACACCGACGAUCGCGAGCCUGUAAUCUACCAGCCCUUUUGGUCGCUCACCGGCAAUCCGAAUCUGCUCUCCUCGCUCCCAGUGCAAGACCUAGCAAUCCAAAAGCGCUGGACCCCGCAACAAACCGUCUACGCCUUCCUCGCAAGUGGCAUGAACAUCCCCGGUCUCAAAGUCACCGUGCUCUCCGGCACAAACGACGAACAACACAUGGUCGAAGCCGUAACCGCCGUCCAACAAGCCCACAACAAAGACACCUGGCAACCAGGUGAAUUGGAUCGCAUCCGACGCGUCGUCUAUGGCGAGUAG